Toxorhynchites rutilus septentrionalis is the source of this 1479-nucleotide messenger RNA. RefSeq lists its product as uncharacterized. Gene Ontology annotation, molecular function: nucleic acid binding. The record is from RefSeq and is a predicted model, not a curated record. Gene Ontology annotation, biological process: DNA integration. The coding region runs from base 1 to 1479 and encodes 492 amino acids. Lineage: Eukaryota; Metazoa; Arthropoda; Insecta; Diptera; Culicidae. The transcript has a single exon.
AUGAGGUCAGUUGUAUAUAAUACUUUUAACGUGUUUCCCUUGAGUUUUAAAGCAGUACAACAAGCUACCAAAUCGGAUCCGGUGCUCAAGAAAGUUUAUCGGUACAUCCAGGAUGGCUGGCCGAAUUCCCUAGCCAGUAAUACUGACCGAGAACUUCUUCGUUUUUACAAUCGCCGUGAAUCGCUUUCUACGGUGCUGGGCUGCAUCAUGUUCGGCGAGAGACUUGUGAUUCCGUCUCCGCUACGUAAGCGAUGCCUUGUGGAGCUCCACAGAGGACACCCAGGGAUCCAGCGGAUGAAGGCUCUUUCGCGAAGCUACGUUUAUUGGCCGUCGCUGGACAACGAGAUCGCUGAUUACGUAAAGACGUGCUCACCAUGUGCUACAACAAGGAAGUCACCCGCCGCAGCCACACCUGUGCCAUGGCCCAAGCCAGUUCGCCCUUGGCAACGCGUCCAUAUAGACUAUGCCGGCCCCAUUGACGGUGAUUAUUAUUUACUCGCCGUGGAUGCUUUCUCAAAAUGGCCGGAGGUUAUCCGUACACGUCGCAUCACGGCAUCCGCAACUAUCGACAUCCUACGCAAUAUUUUUGCACGUCUAGGUAUGCCGGAAACGGUUGUGUCAGACAACGGCACCCAAUUCACGAGUUUGGAGUUCGCCCAAUUCUGUUCAACAAACGGAAUCGACCAUGUAACCAUUGCACCGUUUCACCCACAAUCCAAUGGCCAGGUGGAACGGUUCGUCGAUACAUUCAAGCGGGCGAUGAAGAAACUCGAAGAAGGGAGAGAGUCAACCAUUGAAGCAUUGGAAACGUUCCUGUUGGCUUACCGAAGCACACCAAAUCGGUCAGCACCUGAGGGUCUAUCACCAUCGGAAAUAAUGUUCGGACGGCGAAUACGCACCUGUCUCGAACUUCUACGUCCGCCAACUGAACGUCUACCAUCAGUAACGCAACCUGUCAACCAGAAGAAGUUCAACAUAAGAUUCUUUAAUGUCAGUGACCCUGUCUACGUCAAAAUUUAUACCAAGAACGUCUGGAAUUGGGUUCCCGGCAAGAUAAUCGAAAAAGUAGGACGAGUCAUGUUCAACGUUCUCACCGAAAAUCGUCGCUCAGUUCGUUCACAUCUGAACCAACUGAAAAGCCGAGCAUCAUCUGUUUUUGAUCAUGUUCCUGAAGUAAGUACAUCGCCAAGACAGAAGCAACUUCCCUUGAAUGUGCUCCUCGAUGCUUGGAAUAUUUCGCCAAUCAGUGAUUCAAGCAGCGAAGUAACAGCUACAACUGCGAAUGCAAGCGACGUGGUCCGGACUCCCUCGUUAUCAUCACCUGCUGGUUCGGGCAAGAACGCCGAUCUGUCAUCCUCGUCUUCAAGCACAACAUCUUCCAGUUUCGAGUCGGCUGCUGCUAGCACACCGACCAUACAACACAUCAUACCACGUCGUUCUUCCAGACAGCGAAGACCGCCAGUGAGAUUUAACCUAUAA